UGAUGUGUGUUUGUCCUUAGCCUUCCUUUAUUUCUUUUUCUUUUUUUGGUGCGGACUUCCUUACCGCUACCGGGAUUGGAAUCCCAGCAGUUCAAGACGAGAAGAUUAUUUAUUUUACUUGACUUUUAUCUAUGUAUAUUUAAGUGCCUUUUCAUAAUGACGAUACUUUUCCUGCUUAGCGCUUAUUAUCCUGUGUUCCGAUCCAUGUUUCGAAACGUAGUGGCGGCAUUGAAUGAAGCCCAUGAUAUAACCCUUUUUCUCAAACCACUGACCCCGUUGUUUCAGAACUUGGAAAAUAUUGAUUUCCCGGAUAUCAUUCCACAUUUGCGCCCAUUGAUGCACUGUAUUUGCAUUGUGUACGCCAAUUCCUGUUUCUACAAUUCUCCGGCCAGAUUGAUCGUUCUAAUGCAGGAAACGUGCAACCUCUUAAUUGAGGCAGCCCGAAAAUAUAUGGAUCCAUCGUCUCUAUUCCAAGUUGAGGUGGAAGAAGCUUUGGAUAAAGUGUUGAUCACCUUAAAGAUCUUCAACAAGUUUCGAACCGCGUUUCGAGAGUUCAAAGGAAAACUCCCCACCUAUUUUCAAUCCAAUAACAAGCCCAAAACUUGGGAUUUUCAAGAGCACUUGGUUUUUAAACGCUUUGAUAGCUUUGUUGACCGUUUAAAUAUCAUCAAAGAGUUCUUUAAAACUGCGCAACAGUUUCUCAAACUAGAAAAGGUCGAAAUUGGAGGACUCCGUGGAAAGGCUUUAAGUAGUCGAAUUUGUUACGUUCAUGAAGAGUUCAAGGAUCUGUAUGGCGUCUUCUCGAACCGUACUUACGACAGCCUUGACCCCAAAGACGAAUCUUUCAUCCGGGAUUACGAACAUUUCAAGAGCAGAACUUUUGAGCUGGAUCGCAAACUCGGGGCUGUUUUGGGUCGAGCUUUUGACGACUGUCUAGUCACAGAAUCGAUCUUCAAACUCCUUCAAAUCUUUGGCUCCCUCAUCCAAAGAAACCUGAUUGCGUUGGAACUUUCCGAUCGAAUGCCAAUGUUGGUGACCAUGCUCAAUCAGGAAAUGGACGAAAGCAAGGUGAUUUACACCAAGCAAAUGGCAAGAAUCAGUCAAAAGGGCAAACCCAGCGUGGACAGGAACAUGCCAUUCAUGGCUGGUCAACUGAAAUGGGCACAAGAACUGAAGGCCAAGAUGUCCUUUUCGGUCAAGAGCUUCAAGGAUCUCAAUCAUCCGAUUUGUUACAAAGAGGGAGCCAAGACUGUCUUUAGGAAAUAUAAGGAGAUGAUACAGCUCCUCACAACAUUCGAAGACGAUGUGUUCCAAAUGUGGAACCUCAGUAUUACCAAGAAGAUGACACAAAGUUUGAGCAAACCCUUGCUUUGUCGGGACAGCGAUAACGACACUUUGAGAGUCAAUUUUGGAAAGGAUCUCAUGUCUGUGCUUCGUGAGGUGAGGUUCCUCAAAAAGGAAUUCCCUACCCGAGAGUUUCCCGCUAUAGCAGCAGAGCUUUUUGAGCGCGAAGAUACGUUCCGAAACUACGUGAACAGCUUGGAUCAAACGGUGGACCAUUACAAUCGAAUCAAGAACAAUACCAAGCCCGUUGAGUUUGAGUUAGUUGAGAAGGAAGUGGCCGAGAUCGAUCUUCAAUUGGAGAAGGCUGAGCACGCCCUUAGCUGGAACUCUCAAGGUAUUUGGAACUAUAUGGAGAACCUUCGAGGAGUGGUCACUGAUUUGAGUAUGAGGGUGUCCAAGAGCCAACAGAAUGUGACGACGAUUCAAAAGAUGAUGGAAAAAUGGAAUGAUAAACACAUGUUUAUUCGGUGCAAUGAACCGAAGUCUGAGCUCCUCUUAAACAUGAAAGAAAUGCCCGCCAAGAAGGCCAAAAGAUAUGAGGAAGUCACCGAGGCAGGCCAUACGAUCACGUCUCUCAUUCAGGACUGUCAAAAGUACUUUCAGUGCUCAGAGGAUUUGCCUGCUUGGCACAAGUAUCUCACCUUCGUGGAUCAAAUCGUGGUCAAUGGUAUUCUUCGCUCAGCAGCCAGCUCCUUGGGCUAUCUCAUUGACGAAACCGACCCAACCAUCACUCAAGGGCCACUCAUUGAGGUGAAAUUGGAGUUGUCACAACCCGAUGUGAUUUUCAAACCUUCACUGGACCAGAACAUCCACAACAACUUCUACGAUAUGGUUCAAGGUUGGAUUGAAGACAUCCUCUACGUGGCCAAGCUCAUUCCACGGGUAGCGAUGCCCCAGCAAGUUGACACGGACGACGAGGAGCCUCAAGAGAGAAAUUAUUAUUAUGUAAUAAGUCAAAAUAAAGAGAUCAAAAAUCUCUGCGAAGGAAUAUUGAGCCGAGUGAAGGCCGUCAUUUUUCUGGCCAAUAAAUAUCGCAAGAGUCACAACGAGCACUCUUAUCUUUGGACCGAGAGUCGCCAAGAGUUUAUGCAUUACUUUCUCACCUAUGGUCGACAAUUGUCCCAAGAGGAAUUGGAUGCUUUGGAGGAGGACGAGAAGGCGGUCAAAAAGCAAUACCCUGGGCUGGAUCAGUUCAAGGAACAAAUCGAUUACUAUGAAGAGCUCCACGAUCAACUUAAGAACAUUGAAAAUGUCAAACUAUUCCAAUGCUGGUUCCGAGUGGAUAGCCGACCAUUUCGCUUGGCUCUUUUGACUUGCAUCAAGCGUUGGGGCUACUCGUUCAAGAAACAUCUCAUGGACCACGUGGUCGAUAGUUUGGCCGAGUUGAACGAUUUUAUUGAACGAGCAGAUGAGGGUCUCAUGACGCAAGUCACCGAAGGCAAUUACGAGGGCUUGAUCAAGGUCAUGGAGUUUCUCCAGAUGGUGAAGGAGAAACAGGCUGAGGCUGAUGUUAUGUUUGAACCUCUCCACAACGUCAUCAAUUUAUUACGAAACUAUGGAGCCGUCAUCCCAGAAGAGAGUCUGGUUCAGCUCCAAGAACUGCCCGAAAAAUGGGCCAACACCAAACGGUUGAGUGUGACCGCCAAGCAACAAGUAUCGCCGUUACAAACCAUGGAAGUGGGCAAAUUGAAGAAGAGAAUGCAAGACUUUGAAAACAAAGAGAUCGAAUUCAGGGUCAGCUUCCAGAAGAUGCGAUUCUAUCAAUUCAAAUGCCGGCAACCUUACGAGUUGUUGGCUGAGGCCAACGGCAUGAUUGACAACAUGGAGAUGGAGAUGAAGAAACUGCAGGAUUCGGCCAGCCUUUUCGAGGUCUCUAUACCCAAUUUCAGACUUCUACAGCAAUGCCGAAAGGAAAUCAAGAUGCUCAAGGCUCUUUGGGAUUACAUCUUUUUGGUUCGAACCUCGAUCGAUGAAUGGAAGACCACUCCUUGGAAGGAUAUCGAUGUGGAAAAUAUGGACAUGGAGUGCAAGAAAUUUUCAAAGGAUGUUCGAGGCCUGGACAAGGACAUGAGAGGUUGGGAUGCCUUCAAUGGGCUUGAGGUCACUGUGAAAAACAUGCUGACCUCACUGAGGGCGGUGGGUGAGCUUCAAAAUCCUGCGAUUAGAGAUCGUCAUUGGCAGCAAUUGGUCACAGCCACGCGAGUCAAGUUUGUGAUGAGUGAAGAGACCACUUUGGCAGAUCUACUCAAUUUGAACCUUCACAACUUUGAGGACGAGGUGCACAACAUCGUGGACAAAGCUAUCAAGGAGAUGGCUAUGGAAAGAAUGCUCAGAGAACUCGAAGUGGUUUGGACUAGCAUGGAGUUCCAUCAUGAACAUCACCCGAGGACUGGAUAUACCCUUCUUCGAACGAGCGAGGAGCUGAUUGAAACGUUGGAGGAGAAUCAAGUUCAACUGCAAAAUAUGAUGGCAUCCAAAUACAUCUCAUACUUCUUGGAAGAGAUUUCCUCCUGGCAGAAGUGUCUUUCCAUGGUGGAUCAAGUAAUCUCGCUCUGGUUUGAUGUCCAGAGAACAUGGUCUCACUUGGAGUCAAUCUUCAUUGGAUCUGAAGACAUCCGCAAGCAACUCCCCGCGGAUUCCCAAAGAUUUGACGAGAUAGACACAGAGUUCAAGAUCUUGAUGAAACAAAUGGCUAAAACUCCCAAUGUGGUCAAAGCUACUAAUGUGAAUGGAUUGGCGGACAAGCUGGAAAUCAUUCAAUCACAAUUGUCUCUGUGUGAGAAGGCUUUGGCUGAAUAUCUCGAGACGAAACGUUUAGCCUUCCCAAGGUUCUAUUUCGCCUCCUCCAAUGACCUUUUGGAUAUACUCUCAAAUGGAAAUCAGCCUCUGAAGGUGUCCAAACAUCUGACAAAGCUCUUCGAUUCCAUGGCUAAACUCCAGCUAAAGACGGAUGAAGGUGGAAACACGUCCAAUAAAGCAGUGGCCAUGUUCGCCAAGGAUGGCGAAUACGUCGAAUUCAAAGAAGAAUGUCUCUGCGAGGGCCAAGUAGAAGUUUGGUUGAACCGAUUAAUGGACACCAUGCGCUCCACUAUUUGUCACUAUAUGACCCAUGCCGUGGCGACUUAUGAGGAAAAGCCGAGGGACCAUUGGUUGUUUGAUUAUCCAGCACAAGUAUCUCUUUGUGGAACCCAAAUCUGGUGGACUGCCGAGGUUGGCAUUGCAUUUGGCAAGUUGGAAGAGGGCUACGAAAAUGCCAUCAAGGACUAUUACAAGAAGCAGAUUGCUCAAUUGAACAAUCUCAUCACACUUUUGCUGGGAACCCUUACCAAAGGAGAUCGGCAAAAAAUCAUGACCAUAUGUACGAUUGACGUACACUCCCGAGAUGUCGUGGGUAAAAUGAUCUCCAGUAAAAUUGAGUCUGCUUUGGCAUUCAUGUGGCAAUCCCAGCUUAGGCAUCGUUGGGAUAACGACAAAAUGGACUGCUUUGCCAACAUUUGCGAUGCAGAGUUUCAAUAUUGGCACGAAUAUCUGGGAAAUACCCCUAGAUUGGUCAUUACUCCUUUGACGGAUAGAUGUUACAUUACCCUUACUCAGUCCCUUCAUUUGGUAAUGGGCGGGGCUCCAGCUGGACCAGCAGGAACGGGAAAAACUGAGACCACCAAGGACUUAGGGCGUGCCUUAGGAAUGAUGGUAUACGUGUUCAAUUGCUCCGAGCAAAUGGAUUACAAAUCCUGUGGAAACAUCUACAAGGGGUUGGCGCAAACUGGGGCCUGGGGCUGUUUUGACGAGUUCAAUCGAAUCACGGUUGAGGUGUUGUCCGUGAUUGCGGUGCAAGUCAAGAGUAUCCAGGACGCCAUCAAAGAGAGCAAGAAAAAAUUCGACUUCAUGGGUGAAGAGAUCCCAUUGAAUCCGACGGUGGGAAUCUUCAUCACAAUGAACCCGGGUUACGCUGGGAGGGCUGAAUUGCCCGAGAACUUGAAGGCCCUCUUCAGACCAUGUGCCAUGGUUGUACCGGAUUUGGGGUUGAUUUGCGAAAUCAUGUUGGUAGCUGAAGGCUUUUUGGAGGCGAGAACUUUGUCUCGAAAGUUCAUUACGCUCUACACGCUAUGCAAAGAGCUCCUUUCAAAACAGGACCAUUACGAUUGGGGUCUUCGGGCGAUCAAAUCUGUUUUGGUUGUGGCUGGUGCCUUGAAAAGAGGCGACCCUGAGAGACCCGAAGACCAAGUACUCAUGAGAGCUUUGAGGGAUUUCAACCUUCCAAAGAUCGUGUCAGACGACAAUCCAGUAUUCCUGGGGUUGAUCUCCGACUUGUUUCCAUCAUUGGAUGUUCCGCGGAAAAGGGAACUAGAAUUUGAAAAGGCUGUCAAGCACGCUGCUUGUGAUCUGAAACUCCAACCAGAGGAGAACUUUGUACUGAAGGUGGUUCAAUUGGAGGAACUGCUUUAUGUGCGACACUCUGUCUUCAUUGUGGGCAAUGCUGGAACUGGAAAGAGCCAGGUGUGGAAAACCCUAUUCAAGACCUUUCAAAACUUGAAGAAAAAGCCAGUCUACAACGACCUUAAUCCAAAAGCCGUCACAAAUGACGAAUUGUAUGGUAUAAUCAAUCCUGCUACUCGUGAGUGGAAGGACGGCCUUUUCUCCGUGAUUAUGCGAGAUCAAGCUAACUUGACUACUGAAGGUCCAAAAUGGAUAAUUCUUGACGGAGAUAUUGAUCCCAUGUGGAUCGAAUCCUUGAACACCGUCAUGGAUGAUAACAAGAUUUUGACAUUGGCGAGUAACGAACGGAUCGCAUUGACCCCUGAAAUGCGUCUGAUCUUCGAAAUUUCCAACUUGAGAACGGCCACUCCUGCUACCGUUUCCAGAGCAGGUAUACUGUACAUCAAUCCCGGAGACCUGGGAUGGAAUCCCUUUGUAACGAGUUGGAUUGAAACUCGGGAAGGUCAAGCCGAAAAGGCAAAUUUGACCAUUCUAUUCGACAAAUACAUUCCUGUGCUGUCCGAGGCCAUGAAACACCGGUUUAAAAAGAUAACGCCAAUUCCCGACAUUGCGCACAUCGAGACACUCUGCAAACUCUUGGAAUGCUUGAUAGUCACCCAAAACAUUCCAAUUGAUGGACCAAAAGAGCUCUAUGAACUGUACUUCGUCUUCGCUUGUGUUUGGGCCUUUGGUUCCUCUCUCUACUUCGAUGGGACCACGGAUCAUAGAGCCGAAUUUUCCAAAUGGUGGCUGAACGAAUUCAAGACCGUCAAGUUUCCACCGAAUGGAACCAUCUUCGAUUUCUACGUGGAUUCGCAACAACAAGAAAUGGUUCCCUGGGUUCAACGAGUUCCAAAAUUUGAAUUGGACCCUGAUUUGCCCCUUCAAGCGGUUCUGGUUCACACAGCCGAGACUGUUCGGGUGAAAUACUUCUUGGACAUGUUGGUAGAUAAGCGGCAUCCUGUGAUGCUGGUGGGUGGGGCCGGGUGUGGCAAAACAGUCUUGGUCAAUGAGAAACUCAGUCAAUUGAGUGACAACUACAUGGUUACAAACGUGCCAUUCAACUAUUAUUACACCUCCGAGAUGCUUCAAAAGAUCCUGGAAAAACCCUUGGAGAAGAAAGCGGGCAAGAACUUCGGUCCUCCGGGCAAUAAGAAAUUGGUGUACUUUUUGGAUGACAUGAACAUGCCUGAAGUAGACACCUAUGGAACUGUUCAACCUCACACUCUAAUCCGACAACACUUAGAUUACAAGCAUUGGUACGAUCGGAACAAGCUAAGUCCAAAAGACAUCCACAAUUGUCAGUACUUGGCUUGCAUGAAUCCUUGUGCUGGGAGCUUCACCAUCAAUCCUCGACUUCAACGGCAUUUCGCCACAUUUGCCGUGAGUUUUCCAGGACAGGAUUCUCUCUACACCAUUUACAAUGCCAUCCUGUACGAUCACUUGGAGAAUCCUGGAAACAAAUUUCCUUUCUUGGUCCGGAAGAUGUGUUCCAAUGUGGUCCACGCUACUCUUCAGUUACAUGCCAAAGUGUCCCAGGUCUUUAUGCCCACGGCCGUCAAGUUCCAUUAUAUCUUCAAUCUUCGGGACUUGUCCAACGUGUUUCAAGGCCUGCUCUUUGCCACCAAUGAUUGCGUGAAUACACCCACUGAGAUAGUUCGUUUGUGGUGCCAUGAGACUCAUCGUGUCUACAUGGACAAACUGGCCGACAACAAAGACAUCGAGAACUUUGAAAAGAUUCAAAAAGACAUUCUCAAGAAGCAAUUUGACGACGUUCCAGAGCAAGAAGUUCUUGGAAAGCCUUUGAUUUAUUGUCACUUUGCCAAGGGUAUUGGAGAGCCCAAAUACAUGCCACUCCAUAAGUGGGACACUCUGAACAAGAUCCUUUCGGACGCCCUCCAAAGUUACAAUGAAUUGAACGCUGCCAUGGAUUUAGUACUCUUUGAAGAUGCCAUGUCUCAUAUUUGCCGGAUAAAUCGAAUUCUUGAAUCGCCCCGUGGAAAUGCUCUGUUAGUAGGCGUGGGUGGGAGUGGUAAACAAAGUUUGUCCCGAUUAGCUGCAUACAUCUCAUCAAUGGAAGUUUUCCAGGUUACUCUGCGGAAAGGUUAUAGUAGUGCUGAUCUCAAGGGAGAUUUGGCCAAUUUAUAUCAGAAGACUGGAUUGAAGAACUUGGGCACGGUAUUCCUAAUGACGGAUGCACAGGUGGCGGAUGAGAGAUUUCUGGUCUUGAUUAACAAUCUGCUGGCCUCUGGGGAGAUCCCAGACCUCUUCAGUGAUGAUGAGGUUGAGAAUAUUGUAACCAUGGUGAGAAAUGAAGUUAAAGGAGCUGGAUUACAAGACACGCGGGAAAAUUGCUGGAAGUUCUUCAUCGACAGAGUUCGACGCCAAUUAAAGGUUGUGCUUUGCUUCUCGCCGGUUGGAAGCACUCUUCGAAUCCGUGGUCGAAAGUUCCCCGCUCUAAUCAAUUGCACUUGCAUUGAUUGGUUCCACGAGUGGCCUCAAGAGGCGUUAAUAUCGGUAUCAAUGAGGUUUCUACGAGAGAUGCCAGUGAUCCAAAUGCAAGUGAAGCAAUCAAUCGCCCAAUUCAUGGCUUAUGUUCACGGAUCUGUGAAUGAGAUGUCGAAGGUCUACUUGGCCAAUGAGCGGCGGCAUAAUUAUACCACUCCCAAGUCAUUUUUGGAGCUCAUCAAUCUGUACCUAAAGAUUCUCAAACAGAAGCAUGAAGAAUUGGAGGGCAAAAUGCAAAGAUUGGAAAACGGACUCGAGAAGUUGAGAGUCACGGCAGAGCAAGUGGCCCUGUUAAAAGCCCAAUUGGCCGAACAGGAGAUAGAGCUCACCAAAAAGAAUGAAGAAGCUGACAAGCUGAUUGAGAUAGUGGGGGUGGAAACCGAGAAAGUGUCCAAGGAAAAGGCUAUCGCUGACGAAGAGGAACUGAAGGUCAACCAGAUUAAUAAAGAGGUAUCUGGCAAGCAGAAAGAUUGCGAAGCCGAUUUGAAAAAGGCCGAACCAGCUUUAGAGGCCGCUCAGCAAGCUUUGAACACGUUGAACAAGGCUAAUUUGACUGAAUUGAAAUCCUUUGGAUCACCUCCACCUGCAGUAAUUAACGUCACUUCCGCCGUAAUGGUACUUUUGUCCACGAACGGCAAAAUACCCAAGGACCGUUCUUGGCAAAAGGCCAAAAUCAUGAUGUCAAAGAUUGAUCAAUUCUUGGAGAGUCUGGUGUGUUAUGACAAGGAGAACAUUCAUCCAAAUAUCAUCACGGCCUUGGAGCCGUACCUCAAGGAUCGGGAAUUUGAUCCUGAAUACAUCCGAUCAAAGUCUGCAGCCGCUGCUGGCCUUUGCUCAUGGGUUAUCAAUAUCGUAAAGUUCUUUGAAGUGUACUGCGACGUGGAACCCAAGCGACGGGCAUUGGUGGAGGCCAAUUUGGAACUGGCUGAGGCCAGAGAAACCUUGGCUCGAGUAAAAGCCAAGGUGGUGGAUUUGGAGGCUACUCUAGCCAAGCUUACCAAUGACUACCAAAAGGCCAUUGAUGAGAAAAUGAGGUGUCAGCAAGAGGCAGACGAGACCACAAAAACCAUCGCUUUGGCCAAUCGGCUCGUCAAUGGUUUGGCUUCCGAGAAGAUUCGAUGGAGUGAGUCUGUCCAAAAAUUCCGUGAGCAAGGCAAGAUGUUACCAGGAGAUGUGCUCAUCGUGGCUUCAUUCAUUUCGUAUCUGGGUUGCUUCACCAAACAGUAUCGAUUGGAGCUGUUUGAACGAAAAUGGCUGCCUUACUUGAAGAAGCUCCCGAAGCAGAUCCCACUUUCGCUGGGAUAUGUGGGUGCCAAUGUGCUAGCUUUGCUCACUGAUGAUGCUUUAAUAGCUAAAUGGAACAAUGAAGGUCUGCCCUCUGAUAACAUGUCAACGGAAAACGCUACCAUUCUGACCAAUUCCGUCAAAUGGCCCCUCAUGAUCGAUCCUCAACUCCAAGGGAUUAAGUGGAUCAAAAAUCGUUUCACGGACAAUCUAACUGUCAUUCGACUAGGUCAAAAGAGUUACUUGGACACAAUUGAAAAAUGUGUUUGCCAAGGGAAGAUCCUAUUGAUUGAAAACUUGGACGAGGAGAUUGAGCCCGUCUUGGAUCCAUUGCUCGGACGACUUCUCAUCAAGAAGGGGAAAGCCAUUCGACUAGGUGACAAGGAAGUCGAAUAUAGCCCAAAUUUCCGUCUGUAUCUCCAUACCAAAUUGGCCAAUCCUCACUAUAAACCGGAGCUUCAAGCUCAAACCACACUGAUCAAUUUUACUGUUACCAGACAAGGCUUGGAGGAUCAACUCUUGGCUGAAGUUGUGAAAGCUGAUCGACCUGAUCUGGAGGAACAAAAAGCGGAACUGACAAGACAACAGAACGAGUAUAAGAUUCUGCUAAAAUCUUUGGAGGACGAUCUCCUCAUGCGUUUGAGUUCGGCGGGAGACAAUAUUUUGAGCGACAGCGCAUUGGUGGAAAACUUGGAGCAUACCAAAAAAACGGCUGCGGACAUUGAGGUCAAGGUCUCGGAGGCCAAACGAACUUCGUUCGAAAUUGACAAGGCCAGGGAAUUUUACCGCCCUGCAGCAGCAAGAGCUUCCGUGCUCUAUUUCAUCUUGAACGAUUUGUACAAGAUCAAUCCCAUCUAUCAAUUUUCACUGAAAGCAUUUAGCGUUGUCUUUCACGUGGCAAUUGAGAGGGCUGAGCAGGCACAAGAAGUGAAAGUUCGAGUGGAUAAUCUCACGGAUUGCAUCACUUACAGUGUGUUCCAAUACACAACAAGGGGCCUCUUCGAGUGCGACAAGCUAAUCUUCACCGCCCAAAUGGCAUUUCAGAUUCUCAUAAUGAAAAAGGAAGUAAAUCCGGCGGAAUUGGAUUUCUUGUUGAGAUUCCCGGUAACUCCAAACAUAACAAGUCCGGUUGAUUUCAUUUCCAAUAUUGGUUGGGGAGCUAUCAAGAGCCUCGCCGGAAUGGAAGAUUUUAGGAAUUUGGAUCGGGAUAUCGAAAAUAAUGCAAAACGAUGGAGGAAAUUUGUGGAAGCCGAGGCCCCCGAGAAGGAGAAAUUUCCUCAGGAAUGGAAAAAAAAAGAUGCUUUGCAACGUCUUUGCAUGAUGCGAUGUCUCCGUCCGGAUAGAAUGACAUACGCGGUCCUGGGUUUCGUUCAAGAAAAGCUUGGCCCAAAAUUUGUCGAGAAUCGCUCAGUGGAGUUUGCUAAAAGCUAUGAAGAGUCUGGCCCAUCAACACCAAUAUUCUUCAUCCUUUCUCCCGGAGUAAAUCCCCUGAAGGACGUGGAAGCUUUGGGGAAGAAACUGGGCUACACUCAAAUAGAGAAGAACUUCCACAACGUGUCUCUUGGCCAAGGACAAGAAGUCGUGGCAGAAAAUGCUAUGGAGAUCGCUUCCAGAGAGGGUCACUGGGUCAUUCUACAAAAUAUUCACUUGGUCAAGACUUGGUUACCCGGAUUGGAAAAGAAAAUUGAGGAAUUCAGCGAGGGUUCCCAUCAUUGUUAUCGGUUAUUCCUUAGCGCUGAGCCAGCACCUUCCCCAGAGAACCAUAUCAUCCCUCAAAGUAUUUUGGAAGCUUCAAUCAAGAUCACAAAUGAGCCUCCAACUGGGAUGCAAGCCAAUCUGCACAAAGCAUUGGAUAACUUUGAUCAAGACACGUUAGAAAUGUGCUCAAAAGAAGCGGAAUUUAAGAGCAUUUUAUUCUCGCUAUGCUAUUUCCACGCUGUGGUGGCAGAGCGAAGGAAAUUUGGACCGCAAGGAUGGAAUAAGUCUUAUCCGUUCAACACCGGUGAUCUUGUGAUUAGCAUGAAUGUGCUCUUCAAUUAUUUGGAGGCGAACAACCGAAUCCCUUGGGAAGACCUGCGAUAUCUCUUUGGGGAGAUCAUGUAUGGUGGUCAUAUCACAGAUGAUUGGGAUAGGAGAUUGUGCAAGGCUUACCUGGAGGAAUACAUGCAUCCGGACCAAUUGGAUGGAGAACUAAUGCUGGCACCAGGCUUUUCAACGCCUCCCAACAUGGAUUAUUUGGGAUAUCAUAACUAUAUCACCGAGAACCUACCCCAAGAGUCGCCACCUUUGUACGGAUUGCAUCCCAAUGCAGAAAUCGGAUUCCUCACCGCAACCUCUGAAAAGCUUUUCAGAACAGUUUUUGAGUUACAACCACGUGAAGGUGGGGCCACCGGAGGCCCGGUGACAACCCGCGAGGAAAAGAUCAAAUCCAUCGUGGAUGACAUUAUGGAAAAGCUGCCCGAUCCUUUUAAUAUGAGUGAGAUCAUGGGGAAAGUGGAGGAAAGAACGCCCUAUGUCGUGGUGGCAUUCCAAGAAUGUGAGAGAAUGAACAUUCUUACCAAAGAAAUGCGAAGAUCCUUGAAAGAGUUGGAUUUGGGUCUCAAAGGCGAACUCACUAUCACACCAGAUAUGGAAGAUCUUGGAACAAGCCUUUUCUUUGACCAAGUUCCACCCACCUGGACCCAAAGAGCUUACGCGUCUCUUCAAGGGCUCUCAGCUUGGUAUGCAGAUCUCCUCUUGAGGAUUAAGGAAUUAGAGUCAUGGACGUCUGACUUCAGUUUCCCGCCUACCAUCUGGUUGAGCGGCUUUUUCAAUCCUCAAUCGUUUCUCACCGCCAUCAUGCAGAGCACGGCGCGCAAGAAUGAACUUCCACUGGAUAAAAUGAGUUUGGCUUGCGAGGUGACCAAAAAGAUAAAAGAAGAAAUCCAAGCUCCUCCAAGGGAAGGAGCUUAUAUCCAUGGAUUAUUCAUGGAGGGAGCUAGAUGGGACACUACAACAGGUUCGAUUGUGGAGUCUCGGUUGAAGGAGCUUCACCCACCCAUGCCGGUUAUGUUCAUAAAGGCAAUAACACAGGAUAAAAAUGAACUGAGGAAUCUCUAUGAUUGUCCCGUUUACAAGACCCGUCAACGAGGACCAACUUACGUUUGGACAUUCAAUCUCAAAACGAAAGAGAAACCCAGCAAAUGGAUCCUGGCCGGUGUUGCACUAUUAUUGCAAAUCUAGUCUUUGAUUUCAUCUCCAUUAAUAUCAUAUCAAGUGAAGCGACUAUCUUUAUCAAGAGCUCACUGUACCGUAAGAUAAAUAUCUUAAAAUACGGUUACGUUUUAUGAAUUUUUUGCUUUAAAGAAACUGUUGUCAAUAAUUUAAACCCAUUACUCGA
Tigriopus californicus is the source of this 12991-nucleotide messenger RNA. It is a transcript of the gene Dhc93AB, whose product is annotated as dynein beta chain, ciliary-like. Gene Ontology annotation, biological process: microtubule-based movement. Gene Ontology annotation, molecular function: dynein light intermediate chain binding; dynein intermediate chain binding; minus-end-directed microtubule motor activity. Gene Ontology annotation, cellular component: dynein complex. Lineage: Eukaryota; Metazoa; Arthropoda; Copepoda; Harpacticoida; Harpacticidae. The transcript has 44 exons. Bases 157 to 12834 code for a protein of 4225 amino acids. The record is from RefSeq and is a predicted model, not a curated record.